UUUUAAAUAAAGCUAGAGAGAUUCGGGGUCUGGUGAAGGGGCUGUCUGUAGGCGCCAUGUCGGGCCGCGAAGGUGGCAAAAAGAAGCCCCUGAAACAGCCCAAGAAGCAGGCCAAGGAGAUGGACGAGGAAGAUAAGGCUUUCAAGCAGAAACAGAAGGAGGAGCAGAAGAAACUCGAGGAGCUAAAAGCCAAGGCCGCGGGCAAGGGACCCCUGGCCACAGGUGGAAUUAAGAAAUCUGGCAAAAAGUAAGCUGUUCCUCAUAUCUGAGAUGACGGUGAGCCUCUUCCAUUCCUAUUUAAACAUCUGGAUUCCCUGCCAUAACAUCUUUACCACCUACAGCUAGAAUGAAGUGUUACCCUGGAGCCUGCUAAACAUCUGGAUUCCCUACUAUAACAUCUUUGCCACCUAUAGUUAGAAUGAAGUGUUAUCCUGGAGCCUGUUGUACAUUGUAAUAAACUUUUGUAAAAAAAAAAAAAAAAUUAUAAUAAUAAAUAAUACAAUGGCUCAUUGUC
Peromyscus leucopus (white-footed mouse) is the source of this 514-nucleotide messenger RNA. RefSeq names its product translation machinery-associated protein 7. Lineage: Eukaryota; Metazoa; Chordata; Mammalia; Rodentia; Cricetidae. The record is from RefSeq and is a predicted model, not a curated record. The transcript has a single exon. The coding region runs from base 57 to 251 and encodes 64 amino acids.